This is a messenger RNA of Cetraspora pellucida, 168 nucleotides long. The record is from the annotation of a GenBank genome assembly. Lineage: Eukaryota; Fungi; Glomeromycota; Glomeromycetes; Diversisporales; Gigasporaceae.
AUGAAUAAAGGAACAAAUAAUAUAGAAUUAACUCAAAUAACUCAUCCAAAAACAAAUCAAGAGCAUGAGACAACUUUGAGAGUAAAUAGUAAGAAGUCUCUAAAUUGGUCUGAGGAUAUGGAAUUAGAGUUUUUAGUAAAAGAUAACCUUAUAGACAUAACAAGUUAA